CUCUACUUUAGUCCACCUUCUGGGUCAUUCUCUCCCCUGUUAUCCCCACGACGAUUGAUAAAAAUAAACCUCGUAACACUCCCAAAAAAUUGACAAUCGUAACAGUGAUAAUUAGCCCAAGUGAACAAGCUCCAGAAGUCCCUCCGAUUCAAUUACUUUUGGCCUCAUUCAAGAACAAAGCAACUUCAGGUCAAAAGAUCUGGUAAUCAUGUUUCUGCGCCAUAUACAAUUCCCUCUGCCUCAAUAAGUCAAAAGAAUUCCUGACAUCACCACAUCCUUCUCAGUGAAGUGAAAAAAAAUGGAUGAUCAACAACUGGAGAGUCUUCGAAAGUGGCUCGACACAUUUGAACUUGAUGUGCCCCACAGUUCGCCAAAGGACAUAAGUGAUGGUGUUGCUCUUGCCGAGGCCCUAGCUCAGAUAGCCCCAGAAUGGUUCACAUCUGUCUGGAGAUCAAAAAUAAAGUCAGACGUGGGGACAAACUGGCGACUCAGAGUCAGCAACCUUAAGAAGAUUGUUGAAGCAGUUAUGGAGUACUACUCUGAGUGUCUGAAUCAACCAUUAUCCGGUUACGUGAAGCCAGAUGCCUCGAAGAUCGGUGAACUCUGUGACACUGAUGAACUAAGAAGACUAUUGCAACUGGUGCUGGGUUGUGCUGUCAACUGUACAGAUAAGCAGAAGUACAUUACCAGGAUAAUGGGGAUGGAGGAGUCUGUCCAGCAAGCGAUAAUGCAAAGUAUUCAGGAGCUGGAGGGUAGUAUGCACGGUGCAAAAUUGUCCCUCGGUGCAAGCCUGAACUUUGAAACCCUGGACGUCGCUGAUGGAGGACAGCAGAGGCUCUUGGCUGAGCUCCAGAUGGCAGUUGACCUGAAGGAUCAGCUGGGUCAACGUUGCCACGAAUUGGAUCAGCAACUUUCCCUCCUUCAGGAAGAACGAGCUGCCCUCAUCAUUGAGAAUAAAAAACUCCAGGAGAGACUGGAGGAAUUUGACAAUCCUGAUAAUUCAGCAUCGAGUCUUAAGUUUUCCGGCCUCAGAAAGCAGAUCGAAACCCUUAAGGAUGAGAUAUUCAAGAUUGAGGGAUCUAGGGACGAUUAUCGACUCAAGGUUGAACUGCUUGAGAAGGAGGUCUUCGAGUUGCAAUCAAAACAGGAAGAACUGCAGAAAGUGGCUGAGGAGUCCAAUCAGCUGAAGGAUGAGAUCGAUGCACUCAAAGAGACUGCUGAUAAAGCCACGAAAUACGAGCAGACCAUCGAGUCGUACAAGAAGAAGAUGGAAGACUUGAGUGAUUUGCGUAGGCAAGUUAAGAUUCUUGAAGAGAAGAACCUGGAGUACAUGCAAUCGAAGAUUGAGUACGAGGAGGAGAUGAAGCGAGCAUCGAUGGUGAGGAGUCAUCUGGAGGGUUGCAAGCAACAGUUGGCUGAGUGUCAGUACAAAUUGGAUGAGCAGACGAAUAAAUGUGAUAAAUUGGAGUUCGAAACUAAGAAGCUGGAGGCCAAGUUAUCGUCUGUCGUCCGGGAAAAAGAGAGGCUGAUUAUCGAGAGGGACACGUUGAAGGAGACAAAUGAAGAACUGAAGUGUACACAGCUACAGAUAGCUGAGAAUUCAUCGACCCCUACGAUGGUUCAUGCUGUGUCGAAUGCUGAGUUGAUACCGCCUGAGGUGAAAGAGAAGCUUCUGCUCAUGGAACAUGAGAUCAAAAUGCUUAAACUGGAGCAGUCUGGCAAUGAUGAGAAACUACCAACUGUUCAGGCUUUGCUAGACGACUCUGAAGAGCGGUUGAACACUCUAAGAGGGCAAAAUCGUAAGGCCAACCAGAGGAUAAUGGAGUUGGAGAACAGAAUAGAAGAAUUGACUGAGCAGCAAAGUGGAGAGAUCAAGGUCGAUGGGGCCGCCCUCCAGACUCAAAUUCUCCAUCAGCAGAAUGAAAUUAAACAGCUGCAGGGGGAGAGGGAACGUUUGAUUCUCCAAGUUGAAGAGAAAGAGUCGACGAUGCAGAUGCUGAAGGAGAAGGUUCGUCUUAUUCAGGAGAGUCUCAGCAGAAAAGAAGAGGAGAACGCCGCAUUGGAGGAGAGGUACAAGAAAUACAUUGAGAAGGCGAAAAGUGUUAUCCGAGGUUUGGAUCCCAAGUUGAGUAAUUCCCCCGGAGAAGUUAUGCUGCUGCGAAAUCAAAUUAUCGAGAAGAGGAAGAAUAUCGAUGACUUGGAGAGAUCCAUGAGAGAGGCCAAAGUACUUAGAGAGAUGGAGGAGAAGCUCAUGAUUUCGGCGUUUUAUAAUUUGGGCCUGGCCUGCCAGAGGGAGAGUGUUGAUCAGAGACUUGCAGCACUUGGAACCAGUCAGGGAAACUCGUUUCUCUCUAGGCAACGGCAACCUUCCGCCAGGCGGACCAUUCAUCCCACUUAUAAUUCUAAGUGAAUUUUAGAGAACAUGAGGACAAGAUAGUAUUAUGGAAUCGCGGAUUUUUCCAUUGGGUAUUUUUCAUUUUUGGACAAGAAAAUUUCAGGAGAAACAUGAAAUACGUAUUUUUUAAUUUUGAGAAUUGGUAGGAAAUCAAUGAAUUAUAAAUUAUUCGAAAUAUCUACACUAUGAUGUCAUAAUCCAGAUGUUCCUGCAAGUAGUACAGCAAUAAUUUACUAACAUUCUGGAAUAAUUUGAACUGAAAUAUUAUGCAUUUUGUGUCGGAAUUGUAGUAAAGUAAUUUCGUAAAUUUUUAAAAUAAAAUUAUCGAGGUAAUUUGGAAAAACCUAAUUUUCAAUCAAACAAUUUAGUUCAAUCAUUCACGAGACAAUUUCCAAGAAAAUAAUUGACAAUUCUCGAUAUGCAAAAAAUUUCCAAACCAAGAAUCAUUAUCUUACAAAUUGAUACUAGCGAUAUUCUUGAAUCAAGAAUAUUCCAAGUUAUGAUGAUUAUUCGUCCGUUUGUAUAUAGUCAAAAGGAGAGAUAAUGUAUUUUAAAUGGUUGAAUACCAUAAUAUAUUUUUAGGAAAUUUUUAUUACACAAUUAGUAAAUUUAGAGUUACCAUAUAGUCAUGUUUGUCUUCAUUCUAUCAAUCAUAUGUUGAGGUUAAUCUAAGGUGAUUAUCAGCGAUAGAUUAUGUUAGGUGAUCUGACGUAGACAUUCAAAAGAUUAUACGGCUGCAGAAGCUCAUGCCGGUUGAAGGCUCGAGAAUUGGUGAAAAAAAUACCCUCAAUUGAUUUUAUUAUUCAUUGGAACAAAAAAAAUCUGAACAACACCAAUUUUAUUCUGUAUUUACAAAUAAUUCAUUUGCGUGGGAGCUCAGGAACUGGAAACUGCUAGUUCCAAAAAUGAUUGCUUGUUUUUUUCCACUUUUCUCGUGAAAGCAACUGCGCGUAACGUACAGCUCUGAUCAAUAGUUUUUUGAUAGAUUUUUGAUCUGUUCAGUUCCGCGUGACCACGUUGAUAAUGGAAUAUAGCUAUCAGUAAGUCCCAUAUGCUGGAUUCUGGCCAGAGAACAUUCGCAAAAUGUACGCACGAGUGAGAAAUCUAUUUGGAAAAAAGUAUUAUUAACAAUUUUAUAAAGAGUUCAAUAAAUUUUUCAAGUGGGA
Messenger RNA from Diachasmimorpha longicaudata, 3561 nucleotides. It is a transcript of the gene hook, whose product is annotated as protein Hook homolog 3. Gene Ontology annotation, molecular function: dynein light intermediate chain binding; microtubule binding. Gene Ontology annotation, biological process: cytoskeleton-dependent intracellular transport; cytoplasmic microtubule organization. The coding region runs from base 299 to 2410 and encodes 703 amino acids. Lineage: Eukaryota; Metazoa; Arthropoda; Insecta; Hymenoptera; Braconidae. The transcript is spliced from 2 exons. Gene Ontology annotation, cellular component: centrosome; cytoplasm. The record is from RefSeq and is a predicted model, not a curated record.